Ceutorhynchus assimilis (cabbage seed weevil) is the source of this 1920-nucleotide messenger RNA. The record is from the annotation of a GenBank genome assembly. NCBI's taxonomy places the organism in Eukaryota, Metazoa, Arthropoda, Insecta, Coleoptera, Curculionidae.
AUGCACAUCAUAACCUCACUUUCACUUCAUAACACAAAAACAAAUCUCGAAAAACAAAUAUCUCAAACUUCCUCGAUUCUCGAAUCAAGCAGGCCGUGCAGAAUUAAUAUUUUUUUUGAAUAUCAUUCAUAUCCCAGAUCUCCUAAAAAAAAACGUGAUGCCAUGGCUCAAAAACAAUCAACCGACAUUCUAGAACUAUUCAAUCAAAAACCUCUUGUGAAAAUAUGCGCCCCGAUGGUCCGCUACACGAAACUCCAAUUCAGAACUCUCCUGAGACAAUACGACUGUGACUUGGUCUUCACUCCCAUGAUCUUAGCUGACUCGUUUUGCAAAAGCCCCAAAGCCCGCAACAAUGAAUUCACCACAAACUUGUUAGAUACACCUUUAAUAACACAAUUUGCAGCCAACAAUGUGCACGACUUCGUUGGAGCGAGUUACCUAGCAGCGCCCCACUGUGACGGAGUCGAUUUAAAUUGCGGAUGCCCUCAAAGGUGGGCGAAAGAUAUGAAUUUAGGUUGUGAACUGUUAAAAACCCCUCAAAAAAUAUUUCAGUUGGUUCGUGAAUGCAGAAACCGCAUAGCAAAACCUUUUACUGUAAGUGUUAAAACAAGGAUACAAAAAUGUGAUAAGGACAAUGUUUAUUUGUGCAAAGAAUUAGAAAAAUGUGGUGUUAGCUUUGUGACUAUACAUGCAAGAACUGCAAGUAAUAAUGUUGGGCCUAUAAAUGAAGACGCAUUAAAGUUAAUUAGUGAAAGUGUUCAAAUUCCGAUAAUAGGUAAUGGGGGGAUAACAAAUUUGGAAUCUUGCUAUGAGCUUCAAGAAAAAACUGGCAUUAAAGGGGUAAUGGUUGCUAAUGGAAUAUUAAAUAAUCCUGAAAUUUUCAUGGGAGUUAAAGUGACUUCAAUGGAGUGUGUACAAGAAUGGCUGGAUAUUUGCUAUAAUAGUACUUUGACUUUAGAGGUUUUUGAUAAGACAGUUUCUACAAACACCACUGUUAUUCCAGAGAAACCCUUCAAUUUAACAUUCCAGUGUUUCCAUCAUCAUUUAGUGUUUAUGCUGGACAAAAUACUUAGCCGAAGGCAAAGACAAAUUUUUAAUAAUUUAAAAACAUUUAGUUCUACCCUAGAUUUUCUUAAUGAAAAUUUUGGAUUGAGACCUCAACUUUUUGCAAGAGAACGGUUCCUCAAAACAAUGCCUUUGAAGCUUAAUUAUGAUUCUAGAAAUUCAGUUUAUGAAGAACUAAAACCCGAAGUUGAAGAAGCGAAAGUUGGAGAUUUUAUUACAUAUGAUUAUGAUAAAUGUGAUGGGAAAUAUUUUAAAAGCUAUGAUGAUAUUAAAAAAUUAAAUAAUAGUGAUUGUGAUUGGUCAAAUAUUUUUAUUGAAAAUGGUUAAGGAAUAAAACUAUAGUGAAUAUUCGAAAUAGGUUGAUUCUAGCUUUUUUUAAUCCUACCAAUAAUAUUAAUACCAACAGGUUCGACUAGUGAGAAAGUUAAAUUAAAUCUUGUAUACAUCAUGUGAGUUAAAAUGUUAAUUCAUUCGAAAAAAACUUACUCACACGCUAGGACUCGUGGGUUAAACUUCCUUCUCAUGAAUAAACAUUCAUUUAACUCACUUGGUGUAUAAAUAACAAUUUUCUAUUAACGUGCGUAAAGUACACACUUCACGAACUAUUCAAAAGACCUAAAACUUCAUUUCACGUAUGUGUAAAGUAAUUCACUAUUCACUUUACAAAGUAAUGAGUCAAAUUGUCAAAUGUCCUUUUCUUUAUUGUGUUAACUUUGCUUCGUAUUUGGUAUGUUGGAAUGUUUGUACUUGUUUAAGUCCUUUCUAAUGUUUUCUUAUGUGUUAUUUUAGUUUUAAGUCACUUCUAUAAUUUUAAUUUUCUCAAGUACAGGGUGCUGCAAUUUCGAGUGUUUUGAC